This is a messenger RNA of Symbiodinium necroappetens, 693 nucleotides long. The record is from the annotation of a GenBank genome assembly. Lineage: Eukaryota; Dinophyceae; Suessiales; Symbiodiniaceae.
GCCAAAUUGCCAGACUUUUGCGAGCUUGUCAAAUCGCGGCGGAUGAGCUACGACAACGAGGAGGUGUCUGUUGCUCUGCCGCUGGUCCUGGGUGAGCUGGAGCCAGGCCUCCCAAAGGCAGGAGUGGCGGGGUCCCUCUUAGCGGAAGAGUUUGCAUCUGGUUCUGUUUUGGAGUGGUUAUCCAAGCCUGAGGAAGCCUUACUGCCCCCGGACCGCUGGCCAGCAAAAAUCCCAAAAGCCCGUAUUCAGUGCACAUAUCGAGAGUGGUGUCGAGUAGCCCAGUUCAUGCACGAGCUGGGUAUACUCCGAGCCAUAGACGAAGCAGAAAUUCUUCAUGUUGCAGGCAUGCCAGUAUUAAACGGGGCGUUCGCAGUACUCAAGAAAGGCCAACCAGGCGAAGGAUUCAGUAGAGUGACCCGUUUCAUCAUGAAUAUGAUUCCUGGCAAUGCGUAUCAGAAGCCCCUCCGCGAGGAAGUGGGCACAUUGGCAGGCGCUCCCACAUGGGGCAACAUCAUUCUGCAGAAAGGUGAGGUACUCCUCUGGUCGUCGGAGGAUCAGAAAGGCGCUUUUUACGCCUGGCAACUCCCAGCGGGCUGGGGGAAGUACAUGGCCUUUCACUGGCCUGCACAGUCCUGGUUUCAGUUCUACUUGGACGAUUUUGAUGCGGUGGAGAUCUUUGAGGGGUGGAAAUAG